AUGAUAAUUACAAGUUUAAAUAAGUUUAUUUCUUCUGAAUUAUCGGAUCACUAAAACCUAUAGUUAAACUUAAAUUUUAACAAAAUUGGGGAUAAAGCAACAUAUGAACUCUCAGAAGCUCUCUAAAAGUGUUCAAACAUAAAAUCUUUAAAACUUAAUUUAAAGAAUAAUAAUAUUGGGGAAGAUGGUAUUCAUUAGAUUGGUAUUGGUAUUGGCUAAUGCAAAUAAUUAGAAGAUCUUAUGAUUGACUUGAGAUAAAAUCAAAUCGGUCAUUAUGGUUUGUGCUUAUUGGGAACUGAAUUAGGCAAAUGCACUAAUUUAAAAAAAUUAAUUUUAUUCUUACAUGAAAACUAAAUAAUUGGUAAAUAUGUUUCUGAAUUUAGUAAAGGUUUAUCAAACUGUAUUAAUUUAAGCAGUUUAAAGUUAGAAAUAAGUAAAGGUAAUAUUAAUGAUGAUUUUGUUUCUAGUCUAUCAGAAUUGCAUAAUUGCAAAAACCUUAAAAAUCUAACAUUGUACUUAUCAAAUAACAAAAUUGAAGGAAGUGGAUUAUUAGAUAUAAAAGAUUUUGUAAAUCUUUAAUAUUUAGUUCUUGAUUUGAAAUAGAAUAAAAUUGAGGAAGAAGAAUCCUCAGGUAUAGGGUUGGCUUUAGAAAAUUUAACAAACUUAAUUUUUCUUAACAUCGAUUUAAGAGUCAAUAGAAUAAAGUAGCUAGGUGCUUAUUUUAUAGGAAAAGGAUUAGCUUAGUGCUAAAAUUUAUACAAUUUAGAACUGAACUUAUUCAAAAAUAAAAUUGGAGAUGAAGGUACAAUAGAUUUAGGUUAAGGAAUAGCUUAAUGCCUAAGCUUGAAUUCUGUUAUUAUCAAUUUAAGUGAAAAUGAUGUUUCUGAUAGAGGAGCUUCAUGCCUAUUUUCAUCAAUAGGAUACUGCUAAAAACUUGAAAAUUUAAUUUUAGACUUAAAUCGAAACACAAUUAGAAAUGAAAAUGAAUCUAAUUUAGGUAUAGGAGUAGGAAAAUGUUAAAAUUUGAUUAGCUUAACUCUUUACUUGAAAUUUAAUCAAAUAAAAGAAGAGGGUUUCUUUGAGCUUUGCAACGGAAUUGGAAAAUGUUAGAAAAUUGAGAACCUAGAAAUAAAUCUUGGCGAUAACCAUAUUGGGGCUUAAAAUAAUAACUAAUUAUAGCUUGAUUUGAAUUCUUGUAUUAAUCUUAAGCAAUUGACAAUUAGUAUAAAAUAAAAUAGAGUUGGAAAUCUUCUAGCGUAAAAUAUAGUAAACGGAGUUAGCAGGUGCUAAAAUUUAAAUUUUGCAACUAUUUUCUUUAAAUUAAAUGGCAUCAAAAGAUAGUUCAUCAAGUAAAUAAUUUAGAACAUUUAUAAGACUAAAAGAAUAGUAGCAUUUAAUAUAAAAAUAUGA
Messenger RNA from Tetrahymena thermophila SB210, 1410 nucleotides. Its product is annotated as kinase domain protein. Gene Ontology annotation, biological process: activation of GTPase activity; nucleocytoplasmic transport. Gene Ontology annotation, molecular function: GTPase activator activity; small GTPase binding. The transcript has 17 exons. NCBI's taxonomy places the organism in Eukaryota, Ciliophora, Oligohymenophorea, Hymenostomatida, Tetrahymenidae. The record is from RefSeq and is a predicted model, not a curated record. Gene Ontology annotation, cellular component: nucleus; perinuclear region of cytoplasm; cytosol.